UACAAUCAAGAGUACUGGAGGCUGGGGGACUAUGACCAGAGCCGAAGAGCGUACAACGCCUUCGGACUGAUGCAGGUUGAUGUCAAUCCAAAGGGAGGUGGGCACAAGCCAAGGGGUGCAUGGGACAGCAAGGAACACCUCUGCCAAGCCACGGGGAUCUUGGUUGAUUUUAUUGAAAAGAUCCGGGACAAAUUUCCCGACUGGAGCAAGGAGAGGCAGCUCAAAGGAGCAAUUGCAGCCUACAAUUGUGGGGAUCGGAAAGUCGAUAGCUACCGGGAAGUGGAUAAAAACACAACAGGCAAAGACUACUCCAAUGACGUUGUGGAAAGAGCAAAAUGGUGGCGCUGGAGGAUCAUCAGCAGCAGCUGCCAUGUUGGAAAUCCUGUCUCAGCCUAACUUUCAGUCAACCUCAAGACAUUUUUUAAAAAGUCAUCCCCCGUUCAGUGUGUGCACAUGAGGACAACAACUAAUCAGACCUAUUUGUUUUUUGUACCAGGCUGUAAACAUGUUCAUUUAUUCUGUAAAAACAGCUUUUUUGCC
Labrus bergylta (ballan wrasse) is the source of this 540-nucleotide messenger RNA. The record is from RefSeq and is a predicted model, not a curated record. Lineage: Eukaryota; Metazoa; Chordata; Actinopteri; Labriformes; Labridae.